Molecule: messenger RNA, 642 nt
Organism: Oikopleura dioica
Lineage: Eukaryota; Metazoa; Chordata; Appendicularia; Copelata; Oikopleuridae
Source: the annotation of a GenBank genome assembly
AUGAGACGACGACAUUCUUUUGUAAAAAAAGCGAAAGACUUUAAAGCCCUCAAACAGUACAAAACGAUCAUGAAGAUUCAGUCACUUCUAACGGAACUAGAACAAAGCCAAGAAGAUUUUAAAAGCGAAGAGAAAAUUGUACUCGAUUCACGAAAUUUGCUUGAGAAGGAGAUGCAAUUCAUAAAUAGCCUGAGAGAAUAUGCUGCAGCUAUUAGCGACUUCAAGACUAAUAAUGGCGAUGAUAAGUUGCUCGAGUACCAGAAUACCCUAUCAAGUUCAAACUACAACUGCAAAUUUGCAAAGGAUCUCAUCUACUACACUCGCUACUAUAAGAGUCACAGAGAAGAGGUUGUCAAGUCUGAUUUGAUUCUUGAAGAGAAAAAAGGAAAGGUCAAUGCUCUGGGUGAAAAAGUCGAAAAUCUACUCAAAGACCAGCCACUCAACGAAACAAUUCCGGAAAGUCCGAAGGUUGACGAGUGUGCCAUUUGCCUCUGCCCCUACGAUACAGAAAAUCAUAAACACUCGGCGAUAACAACUUGUGGUCAUCGAUUCGGAAGUUCUUGCUUGAAUAGAUUGUCUAACAAGAGAUGCCCAAUCUGCUUUCAACGUUUUAAAUCGAAUAAAGUCAUCACGCUUUAUUAG